GGCAGGUUUCGCCUAGCUGCCAUUUUGUAUCUCCACUGUGCGGUCAGAUGAAGUUGGUCGUCAACGAACGAGGGACGAAAUAAGAUGAAAUUUAUGCUAUUUUAUUAAUUGGGACAUCUUGCAGAAGUAUAUUUAAGUGUGAUAUAUUUAGUUAGGCUGUGUUGUUCGAGGUCGACCGGCUGUUCUUCUUCUAACCGGACCGUUGGCCCUCGCCUCGGACUUCAUCUUGUUUACAUUCUACAGCGGAAAAGCUAACGCUAACGCCGUUAGCCAACCUGCUAGCUUAGCUGGCAGACAACUUUCCUUGCGUUAGCUUUCUAACGCUAAACAUAGCGAAAUGGCGGCCAACACGACACAAGCAGCCCCUACAACUAACUGGUCCUAUGGUGCUGCUGCAGACGGCCAAGUCCAUGAAAAUCCUGAAUGGGAGAAGGCAAGACAAGCAUUAGCAUCCAUCAGCAAGAGUCAGACCUCUGCUAAGACUACACAACCUAACAGGACCGCUGCAGAGGCUGGCCAAUUCCAACCAGCAGCAACUGACUCUGCUGCUAUGCAGCAGCAGCAGUACUAUCCGUGGUACCAGCAAACUCAGCAGCACUAUCCUGGAUAUACAUACUCCUAUAACUACUACUACCCCAUGGGGCCAUAUGGUGGUGCCUAUCCUCCAAAUCAGUAUGGUGUACCCCCAGGGCCUUACCCAGGAACUCCUACGUCUAAUGGACAGCCUCCCCCAGUGCCUGGAAUGGAAGAUCAGUCCCCCAGCUACACCUCCCCAACUCAACCUCAACCACCUCCCCCUGCUACUCCUCAACCACCCCAGAGCCCAACCACCUCAGAAAACCCCCCUCCUCCACCACCCCCUCCCAUUCCCCCACCACCCAACUCCCAGUACCCCCCUCCCCCAUCACAAACUUCUUACAAUACCAACAACAGUAUGACAUACCCACCUGGAGACCCCAACCAGAUGCAAGUCUACAAUCAUUCACAGGGAAGGCCUAACUAUGGACAAAACUUCCAGGCUCAGAAUGCCUAUCAGGCAUCUCAGAAUAAUUCCCAGCAGCAACAACAGCCUGCUCAGUAUGCAGCUGGACUGGGCAGAGGAGAAGCCAACAAGAACAAAAACCAGAAGCAAGGACAGCAACUCUGGCACCGCAUGAAACAGGCACCUGGCACAACUUCUGUGAAGUUCAAUAUUCCCAAGAGGACCUAUCAGGUAUCCCCAGUUUCCAAUCAGGCUUUCCCUCCAGGCGAACAGCCCCCGGGGUUGAAUCCAGCACCUUCAUCUCCUGCUACUGCCAGUGCUGCACCUGGAGGUCCUCAGGCACGACCGCAGGACUGGCCGCAAGCCAUGAAGGAAUAUGUGCAGCGUUGUUUCACAGCUUGUGAGACAGAGGAAGACAAAGAUCGUACGGAGAAGGUGCUGAAAGAAGUUCUACAGGACCGCUUAAAAGAUGGCUCUGCUUACACCAUUGAUUGGACCCGUGAGCCACUGCCAGAGUUAAAGGUUAAGCAGUCUCGUUGGGAAAGCAUUGCACCUCAGAGGACAACAGAUACCUCAGUUGGCUGUGGUGGAAGCACAGUGGCUGGAGCUUCAAGAGGCAGAGGUAUUGGACACAGAUUGGGCAACUACAGGAAUAUCUUUUCUCAAAGGAGUCCAACUUCUAGUUCAUCCAAUUCCUCCUCCCGCUCACCAUCACCUUCGCAUAGCCGGCACAGGGACCGCAGCAACCAAAGGCACAGACGCAGUGAUUCUGAUUCACAGUCAGAUAGCAGCAUCUGCAGUGACCUCCGACCUCAGCUUUCAAGGCGAGGUCAGAAAGGAGGGCGUGGUCGUGGCAAUGAUCGGGAUAGAGGGCGUGGAGGUGGUGAGAGAGGACGAGGAAGAGGUGGAAAAGGAAGAGGAAGACGAAACAUGGAGGAUUCAGCUGUUGGAAAGAAGAGGAAAGGUGGCAGUGCUGGUUUGGAUUUCCACGAUCCCAACAGAGAAGCUAAGAAGCAGAGCCGAGCAGCCCGUUUCCAAAAACAGCUUCGCUCAGAGCCUCUGGUUCUCUCCAUCAAUGCCCUGGACCUGCCUGAUGGAACACAAGAGGGCCUUAGUUGGGAGGACUGCCCCAUUGUGGGAACAUGUCAGGACAUCACCAAGCACUACCUGAGGCUCACCUGUGCCCCUGACCCCUCCACUGUGCGCCCAGUGCAUGUGCUGAGAAAAUCUUUGCAGGCUGUGAAAGCCCACUGGAAAACAAACCAGGACUAUACAUAUGCCUGUGAGCAGAUGAAGUCCAUACGACAGGACCUAACGGUUCAAGGAAUUCGUACUGAAUUCACAGUGGAAGUGUACGAGUGUCAUGCACGGAUAGCUCUAGAAAAGGGAGACCAUGAAGAGUUCAACCAGUGCCAGACCCAGCUGAAGGCCCUGUAUAAGGACAAUCCCUCAGAGAACAUUGGAGAAUUUACAGCAUAUAGAUUGCUGUAUUACAUCUUUACUAAAAACUCUGGAGAUCUAACCACUGAGUUGGUGUAUUUGACCCCAGCACUACGGGCAGAUGAUUGUGUGGCUCAUGCCCUCUCACUUCGUGCAGCUUGGGCAUUAGGAAACUAUCACCGGUUCUUUAAGCUCUACCUGGAAGCCCCGCGUAUGGCUUCAUAUCUCAUUGACAAGUUUGUAGAGCGUGAAAGAAAGGCAGCACUUAGGGCCAUGGUCAAAACGUUCAGACCCGACUUGCCAGUGCAGUAUGUGCAGUCCACCUUAGCCUUCUCUUGUUUAGACUCCUGUAUGGCCUUUUUAACCGGGCUAGGAGUCACAUUCACGCCUUCUGAUCCCCAAAAAAUAGACUGCAAAACCAGCACAGCCUCUUUGGCUGCCUCCUGAGAGGGGUGGAAGGGUAGCACAGUGAAAGGAGUGGCUAAGGGACCAUCAUGGAUCCUUACAUAUUCAAUUCAAUGCAC
Molecule: messenger RNA, 2946 nt
Organism: Pundamilia nyererei
Lineage: Eukaryota; Metazoa; Chordata; Actinopteri; Cichliformes; Cichlidae
Gene: leng8
Product: leukocyte receptor cluster (LRC) member 8
Exons: 15
Coding region: 338-2869 (843 amino acids)
Cellular component (GO): nucleus
Source: RefSeq, a predicted model, not a curated record